Sorex fumeus (smoky shrew) is the source of this 10148-nucleotide messenger RNA. It is a transcript of the gene NF1, whose product is annotated as neurofibromin 1. The coding region runs from base 260 to 8914 and encodes 2884 amino acids. The record is from RefSeq and is a predicted model, not a curated record. Gene Ontology annotation, biological process: regulation of GTPase activity. NCBI's taxonomy places the organism in Eukaryota, Metazoa, Chordata, Mammalia, Eulipotyphla, Soricidae. The transcript is spliced from 61 exons.
AGAGGCCCCCUCCCUCCCCCGGGUCCCCCCCCCGCCCCCUCCCCCCGUCCUCCUGCCAACGCCCCCUUCCCCUCUCCCCCUCCCGGCCGGCCGCGGGCCGCCCCCGACCCCGCGCAGCCGUGGGAACGUUCGGAGCCCGCACGCCCCAGCCCCGCGGCUCGCCGCCGCCUUCACCUCAGCGCCGCCGCUCCCUUCCCUCAGCCCGGCGCCGGCUGCCGGCCGCCCCGCGCCCCCGCCGUGCCCCGGCCGCGGGGAGGACAUGGCCGCGCACAGGCCGGUGGAAUGGGUCCAGGCCGUGGUCAGCCGCUUCGACGAGCAGCUUCCAAUAAAAACAGGACAGCAAAACACACAUACCAAAGUCAGUACUGAACACAACAAGGAAUGUCUUAUCAAUAUUUCCAAAUAUAAGUUUUCUUUGGUUAUAAGCGGCCUCACCAAUAUCUUAAAGAAUGUUAACAAUAUGAGAAUAUUUGGAGAAGCUGCUGAAAAGAAUUUGUAUCUCUCUCAGUUGAUUAUUUUGGAUACACUGGAAAAAUGUCUUGCUGGACAACCUAAGGAUACAAUGAGAUUAGAUGAAACGAUGCUGGUUAAACAGUUGCUGCCAGAAAUCUGCCAUUUUCUUCACACCUGUCGUGAAGGAAACCAACAUGCAGCUGAACUUCGAAAUUCUGCCUCUGGAGUUUUAUUUUCUCUCAGCUGCAACAACUUCAAUGCAGUCUUUAGUCGCAUUUCUACCAGGUUGCAAGAAUUGACUGUUUGUUCAGAAGACAAUGUUGAUGUUCAUGAUAUAGAAUUAUUACAGUAUAUCAAUGUAGAUUGUGCAAAAUUAAAACGACUUCUGAAGGAAACAGCAUUUAAAUUUAAAGCCUUAAAGAAGGUUGCCCAGUUAGCUGUUAUAAAUAGCCUUGAAAAAGCAUUUUGGAACUGGGUAGAAAAUUAUCCAGAUGAAUUUACAAAGCUAUACCAGAUUCCACAGACUGAUAUGGCUGAAUGUGCAGAAAAACUAUUUGACUUGGUGGAUGGUUUUGCUGAAAGUACCAAACGGAAAGCAGCAGUUUGGCCGCUGCAAAUCAUUCUCCUUAUCUUGUGUCCAGAAAUAAUCCAGGAUAUAUCCAGGGACGUGGUUGAUGAGAACAACAUGAAUAAGAAGUUGUUUCUGGACAGUCUACGGAAAGCCCUUGCUGGCCAUGGGGGAAGCAGGCAGCUGACAGAGAGUGCUGCCAUCGCUUGUGUCAAGCUGUGCAAAGCAAGUACUUACAUCAACUGGGAAGACAAUUCUGUCAUUUUCCUGCUAGUGCAGUCCAUGGUGGUUGAUCUUAAGAACCUGCUUUUUAAUCCAAGUAAACCAUUCUCAAGAGGCAGUCAGCCUGCAGAUGUGGAUUUAAUGAUUGAUUGUCUUGUUUCUUGCUUUCGUAUAAGCCCUCACAACAACCAACACUUUAAGAUCUGCUUGGCUCAGAAUUCUCCUUCUACAUUUCACUAUGUGCUGGUAAAUUCACUCCAUCGAAUCAUCACCAAUAGCACUUUCAAGCAUGGACUUGGCACUGCUUCUGCACUGGAUUGGUGGCCUAAGAUUGAUGCAGUAUAUUGCCACUCAGUUGAACUUCGAAAUAUGUUUGGCGAAACGCUUCAUAAAGCAGUGCAAGGUUGUGGGACACACCCACCAAUACGAAUGGCACCGAUGCCAACCAGUCACUGUUUUGCAUGGCAGUGGGCUUCUGUGGCUAGUCUUACAUUUAAAGAAAAAGUAACAAGCCUUAAAUUUAAAGAAAAACCUACAGACUUGGAGACAAGAAGCUAUAAGUAUCUUCUGUUGUCUAUGGUGAAACUAAUUCAUGCAGAUCCAAAGCUCUUGCUUUGUAAUCCAAGAAAACAAGGGCCUGAAACUCAAGGCAGUACAGCAGAGUUAAUUACAGGGCUCGUCCAGCUGGUUCCUCAGUCUCACAUGCCGGAGAUUGCUCAGGAAGCAAUGGAGGCUCUGCUGGUUCUUCAUCAGUUAGAUAGCAUUGAUUUGUGGAAUCCUGAUGCGCCUGUAGAAACAUUUUGGGAAAUCAGCUCACAAAUGCUCUUUUAUAUCUGCAAGAAAUUAACUAGCCAUCAAAUGCUUAGUAGCACAGAAAUUCUUAAAUGGUUACGGGAAAUUUUGAUCUGCAGGAAUAAAUUUCUCCUUAAGAAUAAGCAGGCAGAUAGAAGUUCCUGUCAUUUUCAUUUCCUCUGUGGGGUUGGAUGUGAUAUUCCUUCAAGUGGCGCUACUACUCAGAUGUCCAUGGACCAUGAAGAUUUCCUGCGUACUUGUACUCCUGGAGCCUCUCUCCGAAAAGGAAAAGGAAAUUUAUCCGUUGAUAGUGCAGCAGGGUGUAGUGGUACACCACCGAUAUGUCGGCAAGCCCAGACCAAACUAGAAGUGGCCCUCUACAUGUUUCUAUGGAGCCCUGACACUGAAGCUGUUCUGGUGGCUAUGUCCUGCUUCCGCCACCUCUGUGAGGAAGCAGAUAUCCGGUGUGGAGUGGAUGAAGUGUCAGUGCACAACUUUUUACCCAACUAUAACACGUUUAUGGAGUUUGCCUCUGUCAGCAAUAUGAUGUCAACAGGAAGAGCAGCACUUCAGAAAAGAGUGAUGGCACUAUUAAGGCGCAUCGAGCAUCCCACUGCAGGAAAUACUGAGGCUUGGGAAGAUACACAUGCAAAGUGGGAACAAGCUACAAAAUUAAUCCUCAACUAUCCAAAAGCCAAAAUGGAAGAUGGCCAGACUCCUGAUAGUCUUCACAAGACCAUUGUUAAGAGGCGAAUGUCUCAUGUGAGCGGAGGAGGAUCCAUAGAUCUGUCUGACGCUGACUCCUUACAGGAGUGGAUCAACAUGACUGGCUUCCUUUGUGCUCUUGGGGGAGUAUGCCUACAGCAGAGAAGCAAUUCUGGACUGGCAACCUAUAGCCCACCCAUGGGCCCAGUCAGCGAACGAAAAGGUUCAAUGAUUUCGGUAAUGUCCUCAGAAGGAAAUGCAGAUACACCUGUCAGCAAAUUUAUGGAUCGGCUCCUAUCCUUGAUGGUUUGUAACCAUGAGAAAGUAGGACUGCAGAUACGGACAAAUGUCAAGGAUCUGGUGGGUCUAGAACUGAGUCCUGCUCUUUAUCCAAUGCUGUUUAACAAAUUGAAGAAUACCAUCAGCAAGUUUUUUGACUCGCAAGGACAGGUUUUACUGACUGACACCAAUACUCAAUUUGUAGAGCAAACCAUAGCUAUAAUGAAGAACUUACUAGAUAAUCAUACUGAAGGCAGCUCUGAACAUCUAGGGCAAGCUAGCAUUGAAACAAUGAUGUUAAAUUUGGUCAGAUAUGUUCGUGUGCUUGGAAAUCUGGUCCAUGCAAUUCAGAUAAAAACAAAACUGUGUCAGUUAGUUGAGGUAAUGAUGGCAAGGAGGGAUGACCUUUCAUUUUGUCAAGAAAUGAAAUUUAGGAAUAAGAUGGUAGAAUACUUGACAGACUGGGUUAUGGGAACAUCAAACCAAGCAGCAGACGAUGAUGUAAAAUGUCUUACCAGAGACUUGGACCAGGCAAGCAUGGAGGCUGUAGUUUCGCUCCUCGCUGGUCUCCCACUACAGCCUGAGGAAGGAGAUGGUGUGGAAUUGAUGGAAGCCAAAUCACAGUUAUUUCUUAAGUAUUUCACAUUGUUUAUGAACCUUUUGAAUGACUGUAGUGAAGUCGAAGAUGAAAAUGUACAAACAGGUGGCAGGAAACGUGGUAUGUCUCGUCGGCUGGCAUCACUGAGGCACUGUACAGUCCUUGCAAUGUCAAACUUACUCAAUGCUAAUGUGGACAGUGGCCUCAUGCAUUCGAUAGGUUUAGGUUAUCACAAAGAUCUCCAGACAAGAGCUACAUUUAUGGAAGUUCUGACAAAAAUCCUCCAGCAAGGCACAGAAUUUGACACACUUGCAGAAACGGUGUUGGCAGAUCGGUUUGAGAGACUGGUGGAACUGGUCACGAUGAUGGGUGAUCAGGGAGAACUUCCUAUAGCUAUGGCUCUGGCCAAUGUGGUCCCUUGUUCUCAGUGGGAUGAACUAGCUCGAGUUUUAGUGACUCUAUUUGAUUCUCGACAUUUACUCUACCAAUUGCUCUGGAACAUGUUUUCUAAAGAAGUAGAAUUGGCAGACUCCAUGCAGACUCUUUUCCGUGGCAACAGUUUAGCCAGUAAAAUAAUGACCUUCUGUUUCAAGGUAUAUGGUGCUACCUACCUACAAAAACUUCUAGAUCCUUUAUUACGAGUUGUGAUCACCUCCUCUGACUGGCAGCAUGUUAGCUUUGAAGUGGAUCCUACAAGAUUAGAACAUUCAGAGAGCCUUGAUGAAAACCAGCGGAACCUCCUUCAGAUGACUGAAAAGUUCUUCCAUGCCAUCAUCAAUUCCUCCUCAGAAUUCCCCCCACAACUUCGAAGUGUGUGCCACUGUUUAUACCAGGCAACUUGCCACUCCCUACUGAAUAAAGCUACAGUAAAAGAAAAAAAGGAAAACAAAAAAUCAGUGGUUAGCCAGCGUUUUCCUCAGAACAGCAUCGGUGCAGUGGGAAGCGCUAUGUUCCUCAGAUUCAUCAAUCCUGCCAUUGUCUCACCGUAUGAAGCAGGGAUUUUAGAUAAAAAGCCACCACCUAGAAUUGAGAGGGGCUUAAAGUUAAUGUCAAAGAUACUACAGAGUAUUGCCAAUCAUGUUCUCUUCACAAAAGAAGAGUAUAUGCGGCCUUUCAAUGAUUUUGUGAAAAACAACUUUGAAGCAGCACGAAGGUUUUUUCUUGAUAUUGCAUCUGAUUGUCCUACGAGUGACGCAGUAAAUCAUAGUCUUUCCUUCAUCAGUGAUGGCAAUGUGCUUGCUUUACAUCGUCUGCUCUGGAAUAAUCAAGAGAAAAUUGGCCAGUAUCUUUCCAGCAAUAGGGAUCAUAAAGCUGUUGGAAGACGACCUUUUGAUAAGAUGGCAACACUUCUUGCAUACCUGGGCCCCCCAGAGCACAAACCUGUGGCUGAUACACACUGGUCUAGUCUUAAUCUUACCAGUUCAAAGUUUGAAGAAUUUAUGACUCGGCAUCAAGUACAUGAAAAAGAAGAGUUCAAAGCUUUGAAAACAUUAAGUAUUUUCUAUCAAGCUGGGACUUCGAAAGCUGGGAAUCCUAUUUUUUACUAUGUUGCACGGAGGUUUAAAACUGGUCAGAUCAACGGUGAUUUGCUGAUUUAUCAUGUCCUGCUGACUUUAAAGCCAUAUUAUGCAAAGCCAUAUGAAAUUGUAGUGGACCUAACCCAUACUGGGCCUAGUAAUCGCUUUAAAACAGACUUUCUCUCCAAGUGGUUUGUCGUUUUUCCUGGUUUUGCUUAUGACAAUGUCUCUGCAGUCUAUGUCUAUAACUGUAACUCCUGGGUCAGGGAGUACACGAAGUACCACGAGCGACUACUGACUGGCCUUAAAGGAAGCAAAAGACUCAUUUUCAUCGACUGUCCUGGGAAACUGGCGGAGCACAUAGAGCAUGAGCAACAGAAACUCCCUGCUGCCACCUUGGCUUUAGAAGAGGACCUGAAGGUGUUCCACAAUGCUCUGAAGCUAGCUCACAAGGACACCAAGGUUUCUAUCAAAGUUGGUUCUACUGCCGUUCAAGUAACCUCAGCAGAACGAACCAAAGUCUUGGGGCAAUCAGUCUUUCUAAAUGAUAUCUAUUAUGCUUCGGAGAUUGAGGAGAUUUGCCUAGUGGAUGAGAACCAGUUCACCUUAACCAUCGCAAACCAGGGCACACCACUCACCUUCAUGCACCAGGAGUGUGAUGCCAUUGUCCAGUCUAUCAUUCACAUCCGGACACGCUGGGAAUUGUCACAGCCUGAUUCCAUUCCCCAGCACACCAAGAUUCGGCCAAAAGAUGUUCCUGGGACCCUGCUCAAUAUUGCAUUACUUAACUUAGGUAGUUCAGACCCUAGUUUGCGGUCAGCUGCCUAUAAUCUUCUGUGUGCCUUAACUUGUACCUUUAAUUUAAAAAUCGAGGGCCAGUUACUAGAGACAUCAGGUUUAUGUAUCCCUGCCAACAAUACCCUUUUUAUCGUCUCAAUUAGUAAGACACUGGCAGCCAAUGAGCCACACCUUACCUUGGAGUUUUUGGAAGAGUGUAUUUCUGGAUUUAGCAAAUCUAGUAUUGAAUUGAAACAUCUUUGUUUGGAAUACAUGACUCCAUGGCUGUCAAAUCUAGUUCGUUUUUGUAAGCACAAUGAUGAUGCCAAACGACAAAGAGUUACUGCCAUUCUUGAUAAACUGAUAACAAUGACCAUCAAUGAGAAACAGAUGUACCCCUCUAUUCAAGCAAAAAUAUGGGGGAGCCUUGGGCAGAUUACAGAUCUUCUUGAUGUUGUACUAGAUAGUUUCAUCAAAACCAGUGCAACAGGUGGCUUGGGAUCAAUAAAAGCUGAGGUGAUGGCAGAUACUGCUGUAGCUUUGGCUUCUGGAAAUGUAAAAUUGGUUUCAAGCAAGGUUAUUGGAAGGAUGUGCAAAAUAAUUGACAAGACAUGCUUAUCUCCAACACCUACCUUAGAACAACAUCUUAUGUGGGAUGAUAUUGCUAUUCUAGCACGCUACAUGCUAAUGCUGUCCUUCAACAAUUCCCUUGAUGUGGCAGCUCAUCUCCCCUACCUCUUCCACGUUGUAACUUUCUUAGUAGCCACCGGACCACUUUCCCUGAGAGCUUCCACCCAUGGAUUGGUCAUUAAUAUCAUUCAUUCUCUGUGUACAUGUUCACAGCUUCAUUUUAGUGAAGAAACCAAGCAAGUUUUAAGACUCAGUUUGACAGAGUUCUCAUUACCUAAAUUUUACUUGUUGUUUGGCAUUAGCAAAGUCAAGUCAGCUGCUGUCAUUGCGUUUCGUUCCAGUUACCGAGACAGGUCAUUCUCUCCUGGCUCCUAUGAGAGGGAAACUUUUGCUUUAACAUCCUUGGAAACAGUCACAGAAGCUUUGUUAGAGAUCAUGGAGGCGUGUAUGAGAGAUAUUCCAACAUGCAAGUGGCUGGACCAGUGGACAGAACUAGCUCAAAGAUUUGCAUUCCAAUAUAAUCCAUCCCUGCAACCAAGAGCUCUUGUUGUCUUUGGCUGUAUUAGCAAACGAGUGUCUCAUGGGCAGAUAAAGCAGAUUAUUCGUAUUCUUAGCAAGGCACUUGAGAGUUGCUUAAAAGGACCUGAUACUUACAACAGUCAAGUUCUGAUAGAAGCUACGGUAAUUGCACUAACCAAAUUGCAACCACUUCUUAAUAAGGACUCCCCUCUCCACAAAGCCCUCUUUUGGGUAGCUGUGGCUGUGCUGCAGCUGGAUGAGGUCAACUUGUAUUCAGCAGGCACUGCACUUCUCGAACAAAACCUGCACACCCUAGACAGUCUUCGGAUAUUCAAUGAUAAGAGUCCGGAGGAAGUAUUUAUGGCAAUCCGAAAUCCUCUGGAAUGGCACUGCAAGCAAAUGGAUCAUUUUGUUGGACUCAAUUUCAACUCUAAUUUUAACUUUGCACUAGUUGGACACCUCUUAAAAGGGUACAGGCAUCCUUCACCUGCCAUUGUUGCAAGAACAGUCAGAAUUUUGCAUACACUACUAACUCUGGUUAACAAACAUAGAAAUUGUGACAAAUUUGAAGUGAAUACACAGAGCGUGGCUUACUUAGCAGCUUUACUCACAGUGUCUGAGGAGGUUCGAAGUCGCUGUAGCCUAAAACAUAGAAAGUCUCUUCUUCUCACUGAUAUCUCAAUGGAAAGUGUUCCAAUGGAUACAUACCCUAUUCAUCAUGGCAACCCUAGCUAUAGGACACUAAAGGAGACUCAGCCAUGGUCCUCUCCCAAAGGUUCUGAAGGGUACCUUACAGCCACCUAUCCAAAUGUGGGCCAGACCAGUCCCCGAGCCAGGAAAUCCAUGAGUUUGGACAUGGGGCAGCCUUCUCAGGCCAACACUAAGAAGUUGCUUGGAACCAGGAAAAGUUUUGAUCACUUGAUAUCAGACACAAAGGCUCCUAAAAGGCAAGAAAUGGAAUCAGGGAUCACAACACCCCCCAAAAUGAGAAGAGUAGCAGAAACUGACUAUGAAAUGGAAACUCCGAGGAUUUCCUCAUCACAACAGCACCCACAUUUACGUAAAGUUUCAGUGUCUGAAUCAAAUGUUCUUUUGGAUGAAGAAGUACUUACUGAUCCGAAGAUCCAAGCACUUCUUCUUACUGUUCUAGCUACACUGGUAAAAUAUACCACAGAUGAAUUUGAUCAGCGAAUUCUUUAUGAAUACUUGGCAGAAGCCAGUGUUGUUUUCCCCAAAGUUUUUCCUGUUGUGCAUAAUUUGUUGGACUCUAAGAUCAACACCCUGCUGUCAUUGUGCCAAGAUCCAAAUUUGUUAAAUCCAAUUCAUGGAAUUGUGCAGAGUGUUGUGUACCACGAAGAAUCCCCGCCACAGUACCAAACAGCUUACCUGCAAAGUUUUGGUUUUAAUGGCCUAUGGAGGUUUGCAGGACCCUUUUCAAAGCAAACACAAAUCCCAGACUAUGCUGAGCUUAUUGUUAAAUUUCUUGAUGCCUUGAUUGACACGUAUUUGCCUGGAAUUGAUGAAGAAACCAGUGAGGAGUCCCUUCUGACACCCACAUCUCCUUAUCCUCCUGCAGUGCAGAGCCAGCUUAGUAUUACCGCUAACCUUAACCUUUCUAAUUCCAUGACCUCACUUGCAACUUCCCAGCAUUCCCCAGCUUCUCUGCCUUGCUCUAAAUCAGCAGUUUCCAUGCAGCUGAUCUCUCAUCAAGGAAUCGACAAGGAGAACGUUGAACUCUCCCCUACCACUGGGCACUGUAACAGUGGACGAACUCGCCAUGGAUCCGCAAGCCAAGUGCAAAAACAAAGAAGCGCUGGCAGUUUCAAACGUAAUAGCAUUAAGAAGAUCGUGUGAAGCUUUCUUUCUUUCUUUUUUCAAACCGUCCUAACUGACACGGGCCCUUCACUAGGGACCCUUUCACCACCGUGCUGUGAGGCUGCACUCCAUGUUCCUAAUGAGCCCAACAGUCUGCCGUGUUGCCGGAUGAUCAACUCUCGGAAGCAUUGCCUAAAUUUAAUGCUGCUUUUCCUUUCACUUUUCUCUCUUCUCCUUUGGGUGUGUGACUGGUCUAAGCAAGUGUUCAGAACAACUGCGAAUGAAGGUGGAGGUCCAGGACACUUGGGCUGAGACCCUCCCAGUUGUCAGAGAGGUUGGAUGACUGAAUACUGCUCCUACUAGCCAGCUACGAAAGCCAUUUGCACAGAGCUCUCUGCCUUCUAUGUUCUCCCCCUUCUUCAUCAUACAGAGUAAAGUGUUAGUCUUAUUUACACACUUUUCAAGAUAGAAGCUUAUGGAAGAAAUAACGUUAUAACCCCAGUAUGUUUAAUCUGACUUUUAGCUGUGGACUUUUUUUUACCUUAACAAAAGUGAAGGAACAGUAGAGGCCCAAGCCUCAAGGGACUUCACACCACAGAGCUACAGGCGAGGUACUUUUGGGGGGUGGAGGGACUUAGUAUUUUGUAGUGGGUUCUUAAAUACUAACACUUGAGUAUUAGCAAUAAUUACAGAAAAAUAAGCAUAACCACAUAUAUCUUAAUAUUACUGAAUUAAAGCUAUGGUUUCUGAGGCCUUAUCCAAACUCAGUCAUCCAAACGAGUUUACUUUUUCCUCGAGUUGAUUUUCAGUCUUUAGACAUGCUAAAUAUUGGUUGUUUUGUGUUGUUUUUGUAAGCUAAAACUAUACUAAGUAUAGUAUGAUACAUUUCCCCCCUCCUCUUCUUUAUUUUUUUCCCUAAUUAAUUUUGAGCAGGGUAAGCAGUGAAAAAAGUGUUGAAAAUGAUCCCUAAAAGGUAAUUUUCAUAGAUGUUUGCGUUAGCUCCAUAGCGAAACGGAAUGGUACGUGACUUUCAGGAGUAGCCAGUGCUUUCAUUUUGUUAAAUAAUUUCCCCCAGGAAGCACAGACGCUGAUGUAUAUUAUCGACAGGUUCUUUGACAAGAUGUAGUUUAAAUGUCUUUACUCUUCCCCUCCCCAUCCCCCUAAAUCAGGACUCUCUUUAGCGAAACUCUCUCUGCUAGGCUCCUAGGUCAUCACUAUGAAAGGCCUGGUCAGCUUCGUCAGUGUGAAACAGGGACCCAAAGCGUUGCUGUGG